This is a messenger RNA of Melitaea cinxia (Glanville fritillary), 2366 nucleotides long. RefSeq names its product zinc finger protein 28-like. Lineage: Eukaryota; Metazoa; Arthropoda; Insecta; Lepidoptera; Nymphalidae. Bases 307 to 2205 code for a protein of 632 amino acids. The transcript has 2 exons. The record is from RefSeq and is a predicted model, not a curated record.
UAUUUAUUUGAGACAAAAGGCAGAAGCUUUGUCCUUCACACAUUGAAACAUCGUUAUCAAUGCACGUAACCGAUCGGUUUAGUUAGAGGUGAUUAUUGAAGUAACAAAACAGUGCAUGUAAGUACUAAAGCUGAGAGCACGUCACUUAAAAUAUCACAAUUAAAAGACGUAUACAUUUUACUAAUAUUGGUCUACUCUCCGCUGGUGGUGGUUCUUUCGCUUUCUGCUACAAAAUAGUAAAGUUACUAGGUAAUAAACAAGCUUACUAAUGGGUGAUAAUAUAUCGGUAUUAAAUUAGUUUUCGUCAUGGCUAAUGUAAAGAUUAGAAUUAACUCACCGAAACCUACUUCAAACCGAACAAACGGAAGAGGUAAAGUUGGUAAAUUGAGAAAAUUAUUAACAGGUAUUAACAAUGUCAAGACACGAUCAGCUAUCAAAAGCCCUCAAAAAUGUAACGAUAAAAGUAAAAGUGGUGAAAAAAGUAUUUUAAAAGAUAAAUUCAGUGAUACAGUGCUUAUAAAAGAUUCAAGACUUAGAAGAGAAAUUCAACUUUCAAAGAAUACAUUAUUGACCAGAAACGGACAUAUUAAACUUAAAAACAAAGACAAUUUAAGGCUCUGUAACAAUAUAUUAAAAAGUGAACUAUUAAUAGAUGAUAGUAAAGAAAAAGAAAAAAAUGCAUCUCAAAACCAUGGUUUUAACAAUAAUAACUUAGUCAUUAGCAAUCACAAUGAUAAAGAAACAAAUUCAACGCCAGAAGAGUCUGUGGUUAUAACUAUAGCAGAUGAAAGUUCUAAAGAUGACCAAACUGAUUUAAAGAAAAAGAAAGUGAAAAAAAAUUCCAAAUUAACUAAAAAACCUCCAAGAAAAGAUAAAAGAAAGAGUAGGAAACCCAAAAAAGGCCUUUUUAUAUGUGAUUAUUGCCAAAAACAGUUUGAUACUAAAUCAUCAAUAAGAAGGCAUAUGUAUCUACAUCUACAUUUCAAAACCUAUCCUUGUACACAGUGUAACAAGGUAUUUGGCAAGCAGUUAUAUUUGACUGCUCAUGUAACAAGACAGCAUCCUAACUGGGAGCAACACUACAUGUGCAAUUUAUGUGAUAAAAACUUUUUGCUAAAGGAGAACUUAGCUGUACACUUAGCGAGUCACAGUAGUACUGAAACUAUGUUUAAAUGCAUCUAUUGCAAAGAGAAAUUUUCAAAGCAAAUUGAUUUAGUUCAUCAUGAGAAACAGCAUUUAGUCAGUGGUCGGUAUGAUUGCAUUAUAUGUGAACAAAGCUAUGAUAACAGAAAUAAAUUAACACUGCAUUUUAAAUCACAUUUGAGAGUUAAAGAUUUUAUCUGUCAACAUUGUGGCAAAGAAUUCUUGCGGUUAAAUUCAAUGAGGCGUCACGUCCAAAUUUGUCAUGGUGGCAUGAGAAUUCAAUGUCCUAUAUGUAAAAAGUUUUUGAGAGGUCAUUUGUCAGAGCACAUGCGGACUCAUGAGAAAAAGCGUCCGCAUAAAUGUCCAGAUUGUGGACAGUGUUUUACUCAAUCUACCCAACUGACUGUACACCGAAGAUCCCAUACAGGGGCUCGUCCAUACCCAUGUAGAAUAUGCAAUAGACCCUUCUCACAUUCUAAUGCACUCAUGCUGCAUAUUCGGAGGCAUACUGGUGAAAAACCUUUUGAUUGUGCAAUGUGUCCCCUGUCUUUUUCACAAUUACCUCAUAUGAAAGCACAUAUGAGGAAAAUUCAUGGCAAAGAAAAUCCCUAUAGAUGUAAAAAGUGUCAGCAAUUCUUUAAGUUGAAAAUUGACCUUGAAAACCACACUAAAAAUUGUAAAUUUGGUGAAAAAGAGUUGUCCUUUGAAGAGAAAAUUCAGGCGUCAGUACAAGUGGAGGAAGAAGAGGUUGUGGAAUCUGUAAUGAGCUUAUCUCGAAUGAGAUUCCUAUUAGCUCUUCUUUUCACUAUGAUUGCUACCAAAGAGAAAUUAAAAUAUUUAGGUUUCAACAAGCGUUUGGUAGAUGAUUUAUUGGUGGAAUCACUUGAAGCUAUGGGUCAUAAACCAUGUAAAGAUGAAUCUCUAGCACCUUUAAAACGAUUGAAGACAAAUAUACAGACACUCCUAAAUGGAACAGUACCGAAGGAAAAAAUGGCAAAGUUUCAGAAAGAAAAUAAAAGUACGGAAGAUAUACUAGAACUUCUGACAAACGAAAAGAAAUAGGUAAUUAAAAUAAUAAGUCGUUAUUAUGGAACAUUAUAUUUAUUUAUUAUUUUCUAAUCUAUCAAAUAAAAUAAAAGGGAAAGUUGAUGACUUCAUAACAUUUUUCUAUUAUGUUAUCUUACACAAUAGAAAAAUAUUAAUUAAAACAUAAUUGUUUACAA